Messenger RNA from Populus trichocarpa (black cottonwood), 1743 nucleotides. RefSeq lists its product as uncharacterized. NCBI's taxonomy places the organism in Eukaryota, Viridiplantae, Streptophyta, Magnoliopsida, Malpighiales, Salicaceae. The transcript is spliced from 3 exons. The record is from RefSeq and is a predicted model, not a curated record. The coding region runs from base 518 to 1447 and encodes 309 amino acids.
GAAAGUAUCUACCUCCAACACAAGUUUCAUCUCAUGCACUGAGAGAAAAACAGCUAGACAGAUAACAGAGAGAAGUGACCCUGUGGCUGUGUUGUCACUAUAGCUAUAAAGCGUAAACAGUUCUAGUGCCCUUACUAUCUUUUUUGUGUGUGUCGCCAGUGCUUGUUUCAAGAACUUUGUGUCUUAAAAGAGUUUUCCAUUAAGAGUCUAGAUUACUGUGAUCAUUCCAGGUUCUGGGUUCCUGCUCAAAUUUCCAUUUCUUGAUUCUUCACAAGCUACCAGGUCAUUUCUAUCAGUAUAUGCUAUUGUUUUGCUUAGUUUCUCACUAAAAAGGUACAGACAUCUCCAGUUUCCUGUAGUAUUGAAUCAGUUGUACUGGUUUUUGGAUUGGUUGUUGAAGUCCUUAUCUCAAAAUUUGGAAAUGUUUCCGAGUGGAAACAUAUAAGCUCAACUCUCUUGUCUCAUUACUUUCAUUGUUUAUAGUGUCUAAAACUAGGAAAGACGCUGUUGUUUUACAAUGCUUUCCGCAAAAUCUGAAUCUGAUAUUACUAGUUUAGCUCCAUCUUCACCUUCAAGGUCUCCAAAACGUCCUGUAUAUUUCGUACAAAGCCCUUCAAGGGACUCACAUGAUGGAGACAAGUCGUCUUCUAUGCAACCAAGUCCAAUGGAGUCACCUUCACACCCUUCUUAUGGUCGCCACUCAAGGAACUCGUCGGCUAGUAGGUUUUCAGGGAUCUUUAGGUCCUCUUCAGGGAGAAAAAGUGGUAGUAGGAAAAGAAAUGAUAAUAAGGGGUGGAAUGAUAAGGGGUGGCCUGAGUGUAAUGUUAUCAUGGAAGAAGGGAACUAUGAUGAUGAGGAUAAAGCGUUUACCAGAAGGUUUCAGGCCUUGAUUGCUCUGUUAAGUUUUGUGUUUUUGUUUACAGUUUUUUGCUUGAUUAUAUGGGGUGCUAGCAGGCCUUACAAAGCAGAGAUUACAGUCAAGAGCUUGGUCGUAAAUAAUUUUUAUGUUGGGGAAGGUACUGACUCCUCUGGUGUUCCUACAAAGCUGCUUACAGUGAAUGGUUCAUUAAGGAUGAGUGUUUACAACCCUGCUACACUAUUUGGCAUUCAUGUCAGCUCCACACCAAUCAAUCUUGUAUACUCAGAGGUCCCCAUCGCAACUGGUCAGUUGAAGAAAUACUAUCAGCCAAGAAAGAGUCGCAGGACUGUAUCAGUGAUUGUGGAAGGAAAUAAGGUUCCUUUGUAUGGAGCUGGAUCAAGUCUAACAGUUUCACAAACUGGUAUUGUAGUUCCAUUGACACUGAAAUUUGAUAUUAAAUCACGAGGCAAUGUGGUAGGAAAGCUGGUCAGGACAAAGCAUCGAAGACAAAUUUCCUGCCCCUUGGUCAUUGAUUCUAGCAGCUCUAAACCUAUCAAGUUCAAGAAAAAUACAUGCACCUAUGAUUGAGGUCCUUCUGCCAUGCUGCGAACUAUGGCGGUGAUGGCUCUGUGGUAUCACUCUGUGAAUACAGCAUCUUGAGUUGCUGUGCUUGCAUGAAUUCCAUUUUAUUGAAGAGAGAAAUCGAUUCAAGUGAAAUUUCCCUCUUUCAUUCUCGGCUUGUUCCCUUGUUUAAGAUAUGUGGUAAUAAAUGUGUAUUUGUAUGAAUGUGUGCAUACUGUAUGAAAGAGCCGAAAGUGAUAGAUGUAAGAAAGAUUGCAUGUAUAUUGUUUCGAAGUGAGAUUAAUGUUGUUGUUGAACGAAAA